Molecule: messenger RNA, 1286 nt
Organism: Arachis duranensis
Lineage: Eukaryota; Viridiplantae; Streptophyta; Magnoliopsida; Fabales; Fabaceae
Exons: 1
Coding region: 86-973 (295 amino acids)
Source: RefSeq, a predicted model, not a curated record
CAUCAAUGUUUGCAAAAGCUUCAUAUAUUUAAAUGAAGAAACCAACCUCAAAGACUGGUUAUCUUCUCAAGGAAAAAACUUUGGCAUGGGUUCUUUUGUAGGACACAUAGUUCCAGGGUUAGCACUUGCCCUUCUUGGCCUAUGGCAUACCAUAAACACCAUCAAAUCUUACCUUUUGAAGGGCCCUUCUAACUUCACUGCAAGAUUCUGGUACCAACUUAACACACCUCAGUAUUCUAGUAGACUUAAGCACUUGCAACUUGUUUCCCUUUUGGCCUUUUCCAUCCUUGCAAUUUUUAUGCAAGUUUUGGACUUCCCUCAUUUUCACUAUGCAUUUAAGCUUGAUAACUUUGAGCAUGCAACCAUGUUCAUACACCUAGCUUUGUUUGCUGGUUUCGCGCUCUCUACAGAGUUAACCGAUUCGCUUGACCUCUUCUCUGGCUUUGUUGGAAUCUUUGCAUCCUCAGUGUUUAGCCAAGAACUCUUCCUACUCCACUUUCAUUCCACAGACCAUGUUGGACUUGAAGGCCAUUACCAUUGGUUGCUGCAGCUCAUAGUACUAGUCUCGUUCGUAGCAUCUCUGGCUGCAACUACUUUCCCCAACAGUUUCACCUCGGCACUUGUACUUUCUAUAUCAGUAAUCUUCCAAGGGUGUUGGUUUAUAAACAUGGGGUUUAAUCUGUGGGUUCCUGGACUUGUUCCUAAAGGAUGUGUAAUGAAUUUGCCAAUGGCCAAUGAAAAUCAUAUGCUAGGAGCAGUUACUUGUGGCACCAAAGAGGCUGAUUUUCGGGCGAGAGCAUUAGCUAAUUUACAAUUCAGUUGGAUUCUUUCCUCAAUUCUGAUAUUUGCAGGAAUUGUUUGCUUGAAACUAGCUAGAAGAUACACCAUUGCAGAUAGGUUGGAAUAUGAAAGACUUCAUAAUAAAGGCGCUGACUCCUCCAUGGCAAGUGAAGGUUUCAAGCAGCCGAAAUAAUCUACCAUAGUUUCAAGUGAAUGAAGAUUUGAGAUCAUGAAAUACAAUAUAAUGUAUCCAACACUAUGUUGGAUUUUGAUUGUAAGAAUUCUAAAACUGUCUAGUGUAUAUCAAGGUAAUAAUAUCCAAUAAAUGUCAGAAGCAUGCUAUCUCUAGAUCCUGUUGAUUGCUUUAAUACCCUUAAAAUUCAAUCAACAAGUUGUUGAUCUUGGACUUGGUAAUUAUUGUAAGGGAUGUUUCUGCAUACAUCAAUUUCUUACUGUGUUAUGCAUUGAUAAUCCAAAUAAAGGGGCCUUUUCUUUUGAUACCUUAA